Molecule: messenger RNA, 879 nt
Organism: Moesziomyces aphidis
Lineage: Eukaryota; Fungi; Basidiomycota; Ustilaginomycetes; Ustilaginales; Ustilaginaceae
Source: the annotation of a GenBank genome assembly
AUGUCGCGCCUCUACCUUCGGCUGCCCAACCUGCCGUCGUUCCACCAUGCCAUCACCUCGUUCCUCGGGUUCAUGGAUCUCAAGAUCGGCGCUACCAUCCUCACCCUCUUCGCGCUCUUCAACAAGACCGCCGGCAUCUACGGCAUCCUUGCCGUCUUCCAGGGCGGCACCUUCUCCCAAGUCGCGCUCUACCUCUACUCAAUAGCCACGAUCGUCAUCUUCCUCUGGGGCCUCAAGGGCAUCUCGGACGAGGAUGCGCAGCACGUGCUCACCUACGCACACCUCUUCACCGCCGACCACAUGAUCUCGACGUUUUGGACGCUCCUCUUCACCUUCAACUGGUUCUACUUUACGCCUCACGAUGGCCGUCCCAGCGCCAACCAGUCGUCGCACCAGACGGGGCUCAUGGACCUCAUCGAGUCCAUCGAGGCGCAGUACAGGACGCCAGAGCAGAUGGCGCAGCUCCACCACGACAAGCUCACGCCAGAGCAGCGCGUCAGCAGCGCGCAGCGCAUCUGGAAGGAGGAGAAGGACUUCUCCGCCGGCGUGCUCACCCUCGGCUGGAUCGUCAAGCUCUACUUUGCCCUCGUCCUCUACUCGUACGCGCUCCACCUCCGCCACGGCACCUACCGUACCCUGCCCCUCUCCAAGGCCUCGGCAGCUUCGGCUACGCAGCGCUCGGGUGCCGGCCGCUCCGAGUACCGCUAUCAUCCUGUUGUUGGCGACGACGAGCUCGAGAGCUGGAGCGACGACGAUGCCGACGCCGACGCUCAGUCCAACCGCAAAGCAGCCGAAUCUACAGGCGCUGCUGCAUCGAAUCCACAGGCCGGUACAAGCACCGGCGGUGCGAGGGCCGUCAUGGACCGUCUUGCCGCUUGA